AUGGAACUCCCCUCCCCGACGUCCCCUGCCCUUGCACGCCAAGCAGAAGCAAGUUCUUCCAGCGGAUCCGUGAUCGCAGAAGGCGCACGACAACAUGCGCUCGUGCUCGUGAAGCAGCAAGAGGCUCUGGAAACGGAGAUGGAACUGCAUUUCACUACUCUGCGCGCGAAUAGGUCCACGAUGCACACUCCGCUGCUUACGCCGGACGGGUUUCCCAGGGAUGACAUCGAUGUGUUCGCUGUGCGCACCGCGAGGGUCAGGAUUAUCGAGUUGAGGAACGAUGUCGAGAAGGUGAGGGAGGAUAUCAAGCGUGCUUUGGAGGGGAUGUGGGAACCUGUAUUAGCUGCCAGAGCUGCGGCUCCGAAAGAGAGCACGCCGCAGAUGAACGGUACUGACGUGCAGGCGCCGUUUGCUAGAGUGGACGCGAUCAUGCCCCAGAGUCCCGCGAGUGAAGCUGGGCUGCAGAAGGACGAUCUGCUGCUCUCUUUUGGCCUUCUAUCCACGCUCUCUCAUCCCUCUCUGAAACAAGACCUUUCUCCUCUGGCCGGUGCUACUCAACAACAUCAAGACCGAAACAUGAUAGUAAUGAUCCUUAGAGGAGCAGAGCGCAAGACUCUCAUUUUACAGCCUCGGACAGGCUGGGGCGGGCGAGGGAUGCUGGGAUGUCACAUCGUGCCAUACCGCGCGUGAUAUCGUUCAGUCUCGUGCAAGGAUGUUGUAUGAAUACGUGGUGUUGUACCGAUAUCAAUUCAUGCUGAACCCGGCGAUGACGACCGCUCGAUCGAUAUGUCUGAGGCGCCAUCAGUCGAUGAGCGGUGAUGAUCGCCGCAACAUCAUACGUCCUGGAUACAUUGUUUAUAGGCUGCAAGAAACAAUAUCGUUGG
Dacryopinax primogenitus is the source of this 884-nucleotide messenger RNA. RefSeq lists its product as uncharacterized. The record is from RefSeq and is a predicted model, not a curated record. Lineage: Eukaryota; Fungi; Basidiomycota; Dacrymycetes; Dacrymycetales; Dacrymycetaceae. Gene Ontology annotation, cellular component: cytoplasm; nucleus. The transcript is spliced from 4 exons. Gene Ontology annotation, biological process: proteasome regulatory particle assembly. The coding region runs from base 1 to 690 and encodes 229 amino acids. Gene Ontology annotation, molecular function: protein binding.